AUCCCAAACUUCUCUUGGAGUUGCCUCUCUGCUCCUCUUCCUUUGCUUCAAAAAAAUGUCAUCUUCAACGUCUCCUUCCUUUUCCCAUUAACAAUCUUUUCAUACUGCGCUGUGCAAUCUCCACAAAAUAAAUACAGACUUCAUUAUCUAUCUUUAGCUUAAGCCAUGUCCGCCCUAUCGAGAGGCCUCAUUUCUGGCUUCCACCAGCUUCUUUCACUCAGUACUAAAACGACAUCGCCAACAGCAACACCAGCACCAUUCUACUUGCUUAGGAGGUUUAGCACCGACUCUUUAAUCGAUGGAUUCGAGAUCCAAAACCAAGGGGCUCGGAUCAUUGAAGCAAAGCCCGGCAUCAUGACCCCUAAUUCUAAGCGAACUGGAGUUAUUGCUCUCAAGUGUGGAAUGACUGCUCUUUGGGAUAAAUGGGGCCAGAGGGUUCCCAUCACUGUGCUUCGGGUAGACGAUAACAUCGUUACUCAGGUCAAGACUGUUGAGAAGGAAGGCCAUUUUGCCUUACAGAUUGGUUAUGGGUCGAAGAAGGCAAAACAUUUGACAAAGCCUGAAGUGGGUCAUUUCAGAGCUCAUGGUGUUCCAUUGAAGAGGAAAUUGAGGGAGUUCCCUGUGACAGAAGAUGCACUUCUCCCUCUUGGUACUUCCAUUGGCGUUCGCCAUUUUGUUCCUGGUCAAUUCGUUGAUGUCACGGGAAUUACCAGAGGAAAAGGAUUUCAGGGUGGAAUGAAAAGACAUGGUUUUAAAGGAAUGCCAGCAAGUCAUGGUGCAUCAUUGUCACAUCGAAGUAUUGGUUCUACUGGUCAAAGGGAUGCUCCUGGUAAGGUAUUUAAAGGCAAAAAGAUGCCUGGGCGCAUGGGUGGGAAUCAGGUAACAGUUAAAAAUGUAUGGAUCUACAAAAUACAUCCGGCAAGGAACUUGAUGUGGGUGAGAGGCCAGGUUCCUGGUGCUGAAGGAAACUUUGUGUUUAUAAAAGAUGCUGUUUACAAGAAGCCUGAUAUUUCAUCACUUCCAUUCCCUACCUGCCUUGCAGCAGAAGAUAAGGAUAUAUCAGAACCUAUAAUUGCUGAACUUGGAGAUAUAGAUCCAUUUAUGGCUGCGGAUUAAUUGAUUAGGCUUAAUUGCAUUGCAAUCGUUACUUUUUACAUUGAAUACAGGUGGCAUGACAGGGGUGUCUUCUGAGCAAUAUGUUGAGGCUUUCAAUCCAGUUAAUUUUGUUGGAGGGGCAUGUAAUUUUUUUUAUUUGCAUUUAAAAAGGGGAGGUUAAAAUGGCCAACCAUGAUUUGAUGUGGGAACAGAGUUUCAAAUAAAUAUGGAUCUUGGGUAUCUGGGCCAUUGGUUAGCUUCUCUUAAAAAAUUGUUAUCAAUUUACUGUCUGGGGCUCUUGCAUAUGAAGGUGUCAAUGCAUUGAAUUUGCUUC
Hevea brasiliensis (rubber tree) is the source of this 1429-nucleotide messenger RNA. RefSeq names its product 50S ribosomal protein L3-2, mitochondrial. The transcript has 5 exons. Gene Ontology annotation, molecular function: structural constituent of ribosome. The coding region runs from base 166 to 1116 and encodes 316 amino acids. Gene Ontology annotation, biological process: translation. Gene Ontology annotation, cellular component: mitochondrial large ribosomal subunit; ribosome. The record is from RefSeq and is a predicted model, not a curated record. NCBI's taxonomy places the organism in Eukaryota, Viridiplantae, Streptophyta, Magnoliopsida, Malpighiales, Euphorbiaceae.